Seminavis robusta is the source of this 639-nucleotide messenger RNA. NCBI's taxonomy places the organism in Eukaryota, Bacillariophyta, Bacillariophyceae, Naviculales, Naviculaceae. The record is from the annotation of a GenBank genome assembly.
AUGGAAGAGAUUGAGACAUUAAAAGCGGAGUAUUACCAUGAAAAACAAAAGCAUGUCAAAUACACAGCCCGUCUUAGCAAGGAGCAAAGCAAAGCCGAUACGCUCACAAAGCUCGGCAAGCUACAGCGAAGACGACGCAAGCAAAAGCGAUUAGUGAAGGAGGCCAAGAACGAAAUAGGCAGUCUGCAGUCUCAACUGAAACAGGUAGAAGAUGAUUUGGAUAUCGUCGCCAAGCAAAAUGAGAGUAUUCUGGCCUGUAUUCAGGCGAUUGCUGAACGCCUGGAAAAGGAGAAGAUUGUGCAAACUGAAGCCAAAAGGCCACUCGAUGAAGACCUACCCGCUCUGGAUAAGUCAUUGUGUGUCCAAAAGAAGAAGAAGAAAAAGCACAAGAAGAAGAAGGUGGAAGAAUCACGGGGUUGCGAGCCUACUCUUCCAUGUGCUCGACAACGACCAACCUAUCUGCUCAACAGGAUGCAGGAAUACAUUGAGCUUCAAUGCACGACAUCUGCAGGCCAAGAGCUACUGGAUCGACGACAAAGAUUUUCCCAUGCCAGCGAGUUCUCGGCAAAAGAGCUCUCCGUGCGUAGUGCACGGUCUUGUCAUCGUCACGGGAGACACCAUCGGGUCAAGCCGUCCUAA